Messenger RNA from Mustela erminea (ermine), 5025 nucleotides. It is a transcript of the gene NUP50, whose product is annotated as nucleoporin 50. Gene Ontology annotation, cellular component: nuclear pore. The transcript is spliced from 9 exons. The record is from RefSeq and is a predicted model, not a curated record. NCBI's taxonomy places the organism in Eukaryota, Metazoa, Chordata, Mammalia, Carnivora, Mustelidae. Bases 361 to 1905 code for a protein of 514 amino acids. Gene Ontology annotation, biological process: protein import into nucleus.
GGUUUAGGCGGAGGGGCGGGUGGGUAGGUUGGAGUUAUAAAAUGGCGGCCUGGGGCGCGCUGGGCGCUGUUCUUCCAGCGGUCUCUGGUUGAGCUUCCUGCUCUCCCUCACGGCCGAACACAGAGAGCCGAGGCCCCUGGAGGACAUGGUGUGGGAGACCCCGGGCUUGCUGACCACCAAGUUCUUCGAGAAUCUCGGCGCACCGGAAGCGACCAGGCGCGCUCCUCCGGGCGAGCAGCGGCCGCUUCCCACCCGAGGCCCGCGGCCGCAACCUCGCACCCGCUCGCGGUCGUUCACCCGGCUUUCGCCGCAGCCACAGCCCCGCGAGUGCCGCGGCGGCCGGCCGGGAGGUUUGAAAAUAUGGCCAAGAGGAUUGCUGAGAAGGAACUGACAGAUCGGAACUGGGAUCAAGAAGACGAAGCAGAAGAGGUGGGAACGUUCUCCGUGGCCAGUGAGGAAGUCUUGAAGAAUAGAGCCAUAAAGAAAGCAAAGCGUAGAAAUGUUGGAUUUGAAUCCGAUAGUGGAGGGGCCUUUAAAGGUUUUAAAGGCUUGGUUGUACCGUCUGGAGGAGGCGGGUUUUCUGGAUUUGGCAACGGUGCCGGAGGGAAGCCUUUGGAAGGGCUGUCGAAUGGAAGCGGCGUGAGCAGCGCCCCUCCCUUCUCCGGCGCCAGGGCAGCCACGGAGAGCAAGGCGGCCUUCGGAUCCGUUGCUGCAAAUGGUCCUACCUCCUUGGUGGAUAAGAAGGUUUUAACUCCCAAAACCCACGGGGACAGUCCGCAGCCCUCGUCUUCCGGCCCCGCCUCUGGCGCCGCCCGCGCCCGGAGCGCCUACCACAAGCAGCUGGCGGCCCUCAACUGCUCCGUGCGGGACUGGGUCGCGAAGCACGUGAACGCCAACCCGCUGUGCGACCUGACGCCCGUCUUCCGGGACUACGAGACACACCUGGCGGGCAUCGAGCGGCAGCACGGGAGCGGCGGGGGCCGCGGCUCCGAGCGCGAGGCCGGUCCGGUGCCGCUGGCCACCCAGUCCCCUUCCCUGUUCGGCGCAGCGAAGCCACAGCAGGACUCGGCGUUCCCGCUCGCCGGCGGCAGGGCGGAGGACGGCGCCGAGAGGAAGACGGAGCCGCCCGCGGGAGCCGCAAGUGCCUCGUUCAGCUUCGGCAAGAAGAUCGACGGGUCUGUCCUGGGCUCCCCGAACUGCGGCCCCCUGACCGGGUUUUCGUUCUCUUCAGGAAACUCCAGCUUCUUCGGCAAAGAUCUGACCCAGGGUAAACCAGCGUCUUCACCGUUUUCCGCGAAAACGUUGGAGGUACAGGCCGAAGGCGGCACUAGCGACUACAAAGGCGGAGAGGAAGAGGCGAGUGACGAGCCCCCCAAAGUAGUAGUGACUGAAGUGAAGGAAGAAGAUGCUUUCUACUCCAAAAAGUGUAAGCUGUUUUACAAGAAAGACAACGAAUUCAAAGAGAAGGGUGUGGGCACGCUGCAUUUAAAACCUACGGCCACUCAGAAGACGCAGCUGUUGGUGCGGGCAGAUACCAAUCUAGCGCUCUUAGCCGGUGAGCCACAGAGAGCUGCUUUGCUGACCGUUCUGCCUUCGUUGGAAGGACCUCGUGAAGGCUCCGGGUCGAGCCAGCGCGUCCUCCCUCCGCUGCAACAUCCUGCUGAACGUUCUGAUUGCGCCCAACAUGCCGUGUACCCGGACGGGAAAGAACAACGUGCUGAUCGUGUGCGUCCCCAACCCGCCCGUCGACGAGAAGAGCACCGCCGUCCCGGUGGCCAUGCUGAUCCGGGUGAGGACAGGCGACGACGCGGACGAGCUGCACAAGAUCUUACUGGAGAAAAAGGAUGCCUGAACACGCGUGCACUAGGAUUGCCGCCGAGUUGCUGCUGCCCCACCGCCCCUUAGACGUAGUCCGUUUCUCUUCUUACUCUGACACCCUGAGAACUUAGAGGUAACUGAAAACUUUGUGAGGAAGGUGAAUAUGGCCAAUAAAACCUUUAAAUGUUCAGUGUCAAGAACCUGUAUGCUCCCUUCUUAAGAACUGUCUAAUGUGUAAAGUACGUUUGAAUGACAUUUUUUUGGAAGAUUUUUAAUUUUCACUUACUAAACUGACCACAAGUGGUUUCUUAAUAGGCUGAAAUCAGGGUAUCGAUUAGACUUCCCAAAGGCUGCUCCGAUCCACGGGUUUUGGGGUCUGCUGCUCCCGCCUGCGAGGUUUUCCGGCAGCCCCCCGUGUCGCGGAGGAAGCUUGCCGGCAGCAUUCUCCCCGGAGAACAGCACUCUUUGCAAACAAAUCAUGCUACCGCGCUGCCACCGCCACCGAGGUGUUUUCCUUUGCUUUCUCGCGUCGCCGGGGUUUUCCAACAGCUGAACCUGGUGGCGGCUGCCCCUGCGCCUGAAAGGUUUUAGCUUCUGUUUGCAGACUUGGCCCUUUAACCCCGCGGGCUGCUCUACCUGAUUGAGGAACUGCUUUUCCAUUUGAAAAGGAAGCAAGUAGCUUGUUCUUUGGUUUUGUAGUUUCAUUCUUGAGGUGCUCUCCCCCCCCCACAAAGAGAAUAGAGGGGGAUUUGCCAGAAAUGAGGUUUAAAAGCACAAAUUUGGUAGCUUAUAGUGUAUGAACCAUGGACACCAAACCGUUGCAGAAAUGAAAGUCGAAGGUAGAGCUUAGUACGGAAGAAAGAAGACGUCUCAGCUGUUUGGGCCACGCUGAACCCUUGGCAUCCUCGGAGCUCGUGUGCGUUAGCCUGGAAACGUGCAGUAAGGUAAUGGAAUUGCAAGUGUGCGGGUCCGUGUGGCCUUUAACUUUAGACAGAAGUAUAUUCUGCAUUUGAUACCUGAAGCUUCCACUUUUUUUACAAGUCAGAUACUCAGUAUGUCCAUGCGGAAGGAGCCACGGUUCUGCGCCAGCGGCGCCAUGGCCCUUCCCCACAGCUGUCCAGGAACGGAUCCUAGUGUUCUUGGCAGAUCCUGGGCAGGUGAAUUAGAUACAGAUUUUUAUGUUUAAACGUCCACUCUCAUUCCUCGUUAAUCAUUGGAUGCUGGUACCAUAUGACCGCGUUUCAAGGCUCAGGGGCCGUGCCUGAGGGCUCACACUCGUAUGUGCCGAUCUUCAGUACGUCAUGUCUUCUUAGAAAACUGUAGAAUAGUUGUAGAUAGUACAGUUGCUUUUUAAAAGAAGCUAUAGUUUUUAGAGAUUUAUAAAGGGGGCAGGGGAACCAUUUUUAUGAUCUAGUACGUUAACUCAGGUGUGACACCUGACGUGUGGCCGCCGGCCGCCCGCUGACCAUGUGGUUUUCGGAUUCUGGUGAAAGACUCUGGUCCCGUGUGUGCCUCUGCACAGACACAGCGAGGCGUGCGUGCGCGUGGGGGCUGUGGUCAGGCUCUCAUGUUGGGACAGCUAGGGAGGGGAGUGGCAGUCAUUUUUUCAUUUCCUUUGUAGAAUCGAGAAUACUCCUGAGUGUGUGUGACAGGUCUGUGAGUUCUAGGACGUGGUGGUCGGUGGUGUCCCAGCGGCCGUGGCCCACCCGGCCUUGAGUGAGGUUAUCCAGCUGCUAGAGGUUGAGGAGAUGCAGGGCACAGAUUUCUGUCCUGUGCGGCCCAACCAUGGUCCCCAGGAGCCACGAGGCCACUUGGGCACUUUAAGGGGGGGCACUGCACUGGCGACAGCCUCUGCAUGGCCAGUGAGACGUUUCCCAAACGUGGCCUGACGGUAUCAGGAUUGGGUCACCUUUCACCCCCACCCCGGAAAAAGAGUUGAUCAUCUUUUUUGCAUUAGUGGGUGUGUGUGGCUUUCUCUUCUGACAUUCCCAGCAAAUUGUUGCUGCUAAGACUCACUGUUAAAGUGACAAUUACAGGGACAGGUGUGACGCAUGUGUGGUCCUCACAUGGUAUUUCCUUCAUGUCGCUUCCCCUUUAGGAACUUGCUGGUCUCGAAUUGUGUAUUCAUAGGAAAGAGCCUGAGUGUGUGCGGGUUUUCCUAUAAAACCUAAAUAUUUGUAUGUUACUUGGGGGAAGAGGCCCCUUUGGCCCCCAGAGGGCCGGUCUUCUUUCCCUUGCUGUAUUAGUAGCUAAAUUCCACCCCACGGGUUUAGUUAGAUUUAUUUUUUAACAAAAACGUUAGAAAUUAGGCUUUCAAGUGUUUAACGCUGACUGAAGUUUAUACAAUAUCUAUGUGGCCUGAAGGGUAGGGGUUUUUAACCUUUAAUCUGAAAUCAGUUGUGUUGCAUCUUGACAAAUACCGAGUGUCCCAGUGGCCUUUUUAACUGGUGUGUCCUUUUGAGAGUUCCCCAGUAAGCAAAAAAAUGAGCGUUGUGCUGUCCUCGUGUUUAGAAUUACAGGCCGGAGGUGUGUGUCCAGUUUUUAAAAGCAGUUUUGAUUGUGUCUGACCAUGUAUGGAUUUUCUUGAAAAGGAUUAUAGUUUUACAAUUUCAGUUCUAAAUCAUAUUUUUGAUACGCUGCAUGCCAAAAAGAAUCUACCUGUUCUGGGGUAGAAGGAAAAAAAUUGCCAUCUUACUCUCUGAGUGCAGAACAAGUCAUCACUGAGAAAGCCUUUUUGGUUUCAUUUUAAAGUUAAACAUGUCUUUUGAACAGCUGUCUGUUCCUUGAUUUCUGAAGUCAGAAUGCAAGCACAGUGCAUUUUGAAGGAUUUGCAAACCCAAUGGCUCCCUCCCAAACCCCCUGGGUGUUCGUUCUCAUUCUGGAAGUGAGACUCUGUGGUAGAAAGUGGUGAGUCCCGCGGUGCUGACGGGGGACUGCAAGGAGCCUAUCCAGUCCCGCACUGAGCACCGGGGGACGUUCUUGGCCAGAGGCAGUCAUGGUUGGGACCCUGGACUCUGCUUGACGCAGACGCGUUCGUAACAGAUGUAAGACUUCUUAGCAAUCAGAUAAGUUGUUUGCUUUCUGUUUUACAUAGGAAACUGUUUUCUUAAACUAAAAUACUUGAAUUGUCAGACAAUGUAAUCUCAGUUUGUAUUAGUUUUUGAGGAAGUGUAAUAAUCCAUGAAAUGUGAAUAAAUGGAAAGUAAC